Molecule: messenger RNA, 3364 nt
Organism: Uloborus diversus
Lineage: Eukaryota; Metazoa; Arthropoda; Arachnida; Araneae; Uloboridae
Product: lethal(2) giant larvae protein homolog 1-like
Exons: 25
Coding region: 2-3196 (1064 amino acids)
Biological process (GO): regulation of protein secretion; regulation of Notch signaling pathway; cortical actin cytoskeleton organization
Cellular component (GO): cytoplasm; cortical actin cytoskeleton; plasma membrane
Molecular function (GO): syntaxin binding; myosin II binding; GTPase activator activity
Source: RefSeq, a predicted model, not a curated record
UAUGUUCAAGUUUAAAGGAAACAGAAAUCAGCAAUCUAGCACUGAAAUAGCAAAAUCAGUAGAAGACUUUUUUACCUUUUCUAAAAUAUCUACUCUUGGCUUUCCUCACAAACCUACAGCGUUAUCAUGGGAUUCUCAUCUCUGUCUUAUGGCUAUUGGAACACAACAUGGAUCUAUACGAAUUUAUGGAGCACCCGGGGUUCAAUUCUGUGGGGAAUUGAGGCAACGGCUUUGCAUUAUAGAUUUGAUUUUUAUUCCUAAAAAGGCAAGGUUAAUUUCACUCUGUUCAGACAAUAGUCUUCAUUUGUGGGAAUUAAAUGAAAGAAAUGGAAUUUGGUGCAUUGAAGAAAUAAAAUCUUUUGUUUUAAUGGGAAUGAUGAAGAAAAUUUCAACAAUUUUAUUAAAUUUUACAUCUGAUAUCUUAUAUAUUGGAACAAUGUGUGGCAAUAUUUAUACUUUGAACGUUGAAACUUUUGAAAUGGCUGAAAGUGUAAUUUAUCAAGAUGUAGUUGUUCAAAACAUUCCGGAUGAUAAAAAAUUAAAACAGGGCUCUGUAAAAUCAAUAUCAUAUCAACCUCACAGCCCAGAUUGCUUGUUAAUUGGUUACCAACAAGGAUUAAUGGCAUUAUGGGACAUUAAGAAAUUAAUUGUAAUCAGCACUUUCAUCAGUACUCAGAGUUUAGAGUUUGUUACUUGGCAUCAUGAUGGAAUGCAGUUCAUAAGUUCUCAUAGUGAUGGAAGUUACGUAACUUGGAACACCCAAGAUCCAUCUAAACCUUCUGAAGUACCGAUAACUUUGUAUGGUCCGUUUGCUUGCAAAGCAAUUGAAAAGAUAUUAUGGAAUUCUGUUAAAGGCGGAGAUGACUAUAUAAUAUUUUCUGGUGGGAUGCCGAGAUCAAGCUAUGGAGAUAAGUUUACUGUGACAAUCAUGUGUGGAGAUCGACAUCAAGUUCUAGAUUUGUCUUCCAAAGUGAUAGAUUUUUUUACAAUAUCUGAUGCCUUUGAUGAAUCAGAAUUUGAUAAUCCCAAUUCUCUUAUUAUAUUACUGGAAGAAGAGCUUAUAGCUAUAGAUUUAGAAUCAGAUUCCUGGCUGCCUUUCAAGUUUCCGUACUUAGAAAUUUUGCACUCGUCUCCUAUAACUUGUUUUCAAUAUUGUCCUGAUGUACAUAAAGAAAUGUGGAGGCAACUUUCAAAUAUCUCUGAAUUGAAUUCGGAGAAAUAUACUGAAAAUGAGUGGCCCAUUAAAGGUGGGAAAGCUUUAACUGAUAACAAUCUAAUCAAUAAUUUACUAGUCACUGGCCAUGAGAGUGGAAGUAUCAAAGUCUGGAAAGCUUCAUCCACGUCAUUGCAACUUAUUUAUGAAUUUCAUGCUUCACAAGUAUUUGUAACAUAUGAAUCUGAAGAGAGUGAUGAUGCAGUAGAAGAAUGGCCUCCAUUUCGCAAAAUAGGCAGUUUUGAUCCUUUGUCUGAUGAUCCCCGACUUGCUAUUCGCAACAUAGUUUUGAAUGACAUAACAAGAACUUUGAUUGCUGGUGGAUCUUCUGGACAAAUUCUUGUCUUGCAGCUCCUCGACAUUGAAUGCGAAAAAGAAACUAUAGUCACACAUAUUACUAUUGGUGAUAAAUGGGAUAGUACUCUAUGGUGUAAUCCUCAGCCUCUCAUUGUAAAGCAUGGAAAGCGUAAGUACGGAAAGGGGUUUCACGUCCAGUGUACUGUACAAUUGACACCCCCAGCUCCAGUGACAUCUUUGGCAUUUCAUGCAGAGUGGAAUUUGGUAGCUGUUGGAGUUGCACAUGGGUUUGUUGUGUAUGAUAUUGUACAGAAGAAAUGUGUCAUAUCUCGAUAUACUUUGAAUACAUCAGAGCUCAGUACUGUAAUUGCAAAUAUUUCCCCUAAAACUAAAUCACUGAAGAAAACAUUUCGAGAAUCUUUUCGCAAGUUGAAAAUGGUGAAAACUCGGUCCUUAAAAAGGGAACGCGCUGGGUCAUUAAGUAGUGACAUACAAGAAGAUACUUCAAGAGAAAGCAGCAUUAAAAGGGAUAGCUUUACAUCUAGUCCAGAUCCAACUGUUGCCAGUUCACCUUCUCCAGAACUUAAAUCUUUCGACAUAGAUGCUGAAUCCAGAUGUUCAGAAGAUAUUAUAAAUUCUGUUCAAUGUGUUUAUUUUUCCCAAAGCUUCAUAAUCAACAAUGUCAUUACUACACCAACUUUAUGGAUUGGUACCAGUAGUGGGAGUAUCUAUAUUUACACAAUCACAAUGCCUGCUAGUGACUGUCGAACAUCAGAUGCUGUUAUGUGCCAAUUAGGCAAAGAAAUACAACUAAAGCACCAAGCUUCUGUAUUAAGUAUACAUGUAAUUGACCAUAGAGGAUAUCCACUUCCUGAUCCCAUCAAUGUUCAGCAUCAAAGAACAAAACCUGCAGACCUUUGCGGAAGCCACAGAGUUGUUGUAUGCACAGAGGAACAAAUAAAAAUUUUUACAUUGCCAAGCAUGAAACCUUACUGCAAGAACAAAAUAUCUUUAACAGAAGGUUAUAAUAUAUCUAAAGUUGGAUUUUCCAGUUUUCCUAAUAAAAGUGAUCCUAAAGUUUGCGAGUACUGUCUAAUAUGCCUUUCUAGCUCUAAUGGAAUAACUUUAUACAAUUUGCCAGACUUGAGAAAAUGUAUAUCUUUUCACUAUAGCUCAUUAGAAGAUAUUGAGAUUUCAUCCAAAACAUCUUUUGCAUAUAAUGGCCUCUUAGUGAGUUUAAGUUCACCAUCAGAAUUCCAUAUAUUAUCUUUGUCAACAGCAAUAACAACCAAGCCAGCUUGUAAACUAGAACUCCCAGAAGGAAUUAGAAAUGUUUGUAAACCUUUGGAAAAUAUUGUUUUAGAAAUGCAGAAUAUUAGUUUAAUUAAUGGUAGUGCAAACUUGACUAGUCAUAGUAGUCUUUCCGAAGCAAUAGAUCCUCAAGUACAGAAUGAACUAAAUGAUAUAGAAAAUGCAAGUGAAGAAGCAAGGCGCCUUUCUCUUGCAUCUGGAAGAUUAAUUGAGGAAAACCCACAAGGAGAAGCGCAUAAUGUACAAAAUAAUAUUCAAACUUCUAGUGAAACUGCUCAACAACAGAUCAUGAGAGCACCUCUUGCGACUAUUGAGGAAUUAAAUUCCUCUGAUGAUUCUCACUUGAAUGUCAGCAGAAGCUACUGUAAAUCCUAGAAAAAUUCAAAUUAUCAACUAUAAGUGCAAUGUAUAUUAGAUAUUGGUUUUAUUUGUGCCCCUAGCUACUUCACAGCUGCUUAUUUGAAUGAACUGUUUUCACUUGGAUUAAAACUCAAAAAUCACUUAAAUCAACCUGGCAAAAAAAAAAAAAAAAAUCAAGAAAAA